Messenger RNA from Copidosoma floridanum, 3760 nucleotides. RefSeq names its product elongation factor-like GTPase 1. Gene Ontology annotation, biological process: cytosolic ribosome assembly. Lineage: Eukaryota; Metazoa; Arthropoda; Insecta; Hymenoptera; Encyrtidae. The record is from RefSeq and is a predicted model, not a curated record. Gene Ontology annotation, cellular component: ribonucleoprotein complex; cytosol. Gene Ontology annotation, molecular function: GTP binding; GTPase activity; ribosome binding.
UUCGUCGCGACAACAGCUUUCGUUGAAUUUUCGUUAAGUAUAAAUUUGAUUUAAAAAGGCGAAAUUCGUCAUAACGGUGAGUCACGAGAUAUACGAGACUCCAAAACUCACUCUCAAUAUGAUGUACUGCCGAAAAUUCGUCGCACGUCUGGGGCAGCGUGUUCUUGUGUACAAAGAACAUUUUGCCUUUCGAAAGUUUCAUAGAGUGAAAUAGUGUGUUAACAUAUUAAUGUUGCUGCUGCUGUUAUUUUAUUUAGUUUAUUUUUAACGGACAUUUUAGUUGUUUACUGUUUUUUUCGAUAAAAUUUUAUCGUUACCUUGAUUUGGCACACCUACAGAUUUACAAGUGGAGUCAUAGUAAUAUAUUACGUUGUAUUUUCCUGUAGAGAAAUAAAAAAAAAAUCCGUAAAGAUGAGAUUUUUAGAUUUGCAGAAAUUUAAAGAGCUGCAGAGCAAAGUAGAUUCCAUAAGGAAUAUUUGUAUACUUGCCCAUGUUGACCAUGGGAAAACGACCCUGGCUGAUUCGCUGGUUGCCAGUAAUGGAAUUAUUUCGAAUAAAUUAGCAGGGAAAUUGCGUUACCUAGACAGCCGUCCCGAUGAACAACUGCGUGGCAUAACUAUGAAGUCGAGUCUCAUUACGCUACACCAUGCGUACAACGACUCAGAAUUUAUUGUUAAUCUCAUAGAUUCUCCUGGUCACGUAGAUUUUGCAUCUGAAGUGUCAACUGCCGUGAGAUUGUGCGAUGGUGCCAUUAUUGUAGUUGAUGUAGUGGAAGGUGUCUGCCCUCAAACAAGAACCGCCCUUUGCAUGUUGUACGCCGAAGGCCUUAAGCCUGUACUAGUCCUCAAUAAAAUCGAUAGAUUGAUUUCGGAAAUAAAACUGUCGCCUUUUGAUGCCUAUGUUCAUUUAAAUCAAGUGUUGGAGCAGGUAAAUGCUGUCAUGGGAGAAGUAUUUGCAACCAACGUUAUGGAGAAAGAUGAGGGAGAGGAAAAUGUCAAAUCUAAUAGUAUAGAUGACCUAGCCAAAAGGGAUUUGGCAGAUUGGCAAUCGGCCCUUGAAGAAAUUGAUGAUUCGCACUUGUAUUUUUCUCCAGAGCAAGGCAACGUUUUGUUUGCAAGUGCCAUAGACGGAUGGGGCUUUGCAGUUAAAGAUUUUGCUAAAAUAUUUUCUGAAAAAUUGGGAUUCAGUGAAAAAGUCUUGUUAAAAACCCUUUGGGGAGAUUAUUAUUUGAAUACGAAAAAUAAAAGGAUCAUGAAAGGUGCUCAGAAAAAAGCAAAGAAACCCUUGUUUGUGCAGUUGAUUUUGGAAAACCUUUGGUCUCUUUAUGACACAGUGAUGGUAAGAAAGGACAAAGAUAUGGUGGCAUCAAUGGUAGAAAAAUUAAACAUCAAACUGACCAUCAGAGACUUGAGACACACCGACCCCAAAGCUCAAAUGCGGGCAAUAUGCACUCAAUGGUUGCCUUUGGCCAAGACAUGCCUGGACAUGAUAUGCGAAAAAGUUCCACCACCUCACAAGUUACCCAGUGAAAAAGUUGAAAGAUUGAUCAGUGGGAUCGAUGAGUUUUCAUCCAUGCCCGAAGAAACUCAACAAUUAAAGGACGCCUUUCUGUCUUGUAAAUCUAACGAAAAUGCACCAAUUAUCAUUUUUAUUUCGAAAAUGUUUCCAGUUGAUAAAAAGUCGUUGCCAGAAAAUAAACCAAAACCUUUGACUGCGGAGGAGUUGUUACAGAGAAGGGAAAUCGCCAGACAGAGACACGCCGAAAAAUUGGAAAAAGAUAAAUUUGAUAAGGCAGACGUAAUUUCUCUGACAGAAGCAGAUUUAAGCAACAAAGCAGAAAAGGAAAAACAAACGGAAAAUGAAGAAGAGUCUUGCGAAGAUUGCUUGGUUGCUUUUGCCAGAGUGUACUCUGGAACUGUGUCUAUUGGCAGCGAGGUGUAUGUUUUAGGGCCCAAGCACAAUCCCAGAACUGCCCUCGAAAGGCAAAGAAAUGGAGAGUUGAUAGACAAUACACUUCAGCUGAAAGAUCUAAAAGCUGGAAGAUAUAUUACAAAAGUGACGAUUUCAAAAUUAUAUUUACUCAUGGGUAGAGAACUAGAACCAAUCGACAAAGUGCCUGCAGGAAACGUCAUUGGAAUCGGUAAUCUAGAGGAUCACGUACUGAAAACAGCAACACUUUCCUCAACGAUUGCUUGUCCGUCGUUUUCCGAACUGACUUCACUGGCUGUCCCAAUACUACGAGUCGCACUGGAACCAAAGCACCCCAAUGAUUUGCAAAAAUUAAUAAAUGGUCUGAAGCUUUUAAACCAAGCAGAUGCUUGCGCUCUCGUUCACAUUCAAGAAACUGGUGAAGUUGUUUUAAACACCGCGGGUGAAGUUCACCUGGAGAGAUGCAUAGAGGAUUUGAAACUUCGUUAUGCCAAGGUAGACAUCAACGUGUCUGAGCCAAUUGUGUCGUUCAGAGAAACUAUUGUGCCGCCUCCCAAAGUCGAUAUGGUCAACGAAGUUAUAGAAAAAAAAUCGGAUGAUACUAAGCUCGAAACUCGUGAACUAACGUGGGGCAAUGGGCGCUGUUAUUUUGAAAUUGAUGCCAAGCCACUGCCGGACGUGGUAACAAAAACGUUGGAAAAGAAUACCGAACUCAUCAAAGAAUUGGAUAAGCGUUUGAAUAAUUUGGGCAAAGAGAAAGAAUCGAUGGAAUCACUCGAUAUUGCCAAGUUGAGUUUGGACUCCCCGGCUCUUCUCGGUAAAAUGCACAAAAAUGUCGAAACAUUCAAAACUAAAUUAUUGACCGCUUUCAAAGAGUCCGGCUGGAAUGAUGAUAUUUUGAAUAAAAUUUGGUGCUUUGGACCGAGGAAAUGCGGCCCGAAUAUUUUUGUUAACGAAAGCACUUUUGUAAGAAAGCCUUUUUGGGAACAACAAUUAAAAUCCAUGGACCCCCGUGAUUCGUUCUACAACAGCCUGAUAAAUGGUUUUCAAUUGGCAACUCUGUCGGGACCGCUCUGUGACGAACCUAUGACUGGGGUGUGCUUUGUUCUGAAAAAAUGGGAAAUCGUCGAAGACACGCAAAGUGAAAGUGGAACCAUGUCUCAAAAUCAGCGCGGUGGACAGUUGAUGUCAGCCUUUAAUCAAGCUUGCAAAAACGUCUUCAACUCCAGGAGACCUCGUAUCGUCACACCCAUGUAUCAUUGCAGCGUUUUAGUUAAUUCAGACGUCCUCGGUAAAAUGUACGCGGUAUUCGGGAGGAGGCAGGGCCGAGUGAUAUCAGCCGAGAGCGCGGGCUUCGGCGGGCAGUUCCGCGUGUUGGCGACCCUGCCCGUGCCCGAGAGCUUCCACCUCGCCAGCGAGUUGCGCACCCAAACCUCCGGCCUGGCCAGUCCCCAGCUCGUGUUCAGCCACUGGGAGGUGAUCGAGCAGGACCCCUUCUGGGUGCCGUCGACGGAAGAGGAGUACCUGCACUUCGGCGAGAAGGCGGACAGCGGAAAUCGCGCCAAGAGGUACAUCGACGCCGUGCGCCGGAGAAAAGGCCUCCCGGUCGACUCGCAGCUCGUCACUCACGCCGAGAAACAACGGACCCUGUCCAAGAAAAAAUAGCCCUCGUCUCAAAUUUAUACCUCAUUUUGUACGCAGUCAAGCGGAUGCUUCAUUUUACCUACUUACGUCCACUUUUUUUUUUGUCUGCGUUGAAUCAAACUCUUUUUGUAAGUAGUUCGAUCGAUGAUGGGAACAAUAAAUUAAAAAAACCAUUUUUUAUCAUCAA